This is a messenger RNA of Echinops telfairi (small Madagascar hedgehog), 4080 nucleotides long. It is a transcript of the gene NRXN2, whose product is annotated as neurexin 2. The transcript is spliced from 21 exons. Bases 172 to 4080 code for a protein of 1302 amino acids. Lineage: Eukaryota; Metazoa; Chordata; Mammalia; Afrosoricida; Tenrecidae. The record is from RefSeq and is a predicted model, not a curated record.
CUGCGCACCAACGCCACGCGCGCGCUGCUGCUCUACCUGGACGACGGCGGCGACUGCGACUUCCUGGAGCUGCUGCUGGUGGACGGGCGCCUGCGGCUGCGCUUCACGCUCUCGUGCGCCGAGCCGGCCACGCUGCAGCUGGACACGCCGGUGGCCGACGACCGCUGGCACAUGGUGCUGCUGACCCGCGACGCGCGCCGCACGGCGCUGGCGGUGGACGGCGAGGCCCGCGCCGCCGAGGUGCGAUCCAAGCGGCGCGAGAUGCAGGUGGCCAGCGACCUGUUCGUGGGCGGCGUCCCGCCCGACGUGCGCCUCUCGGCGCUGACGCUCAGCACCGUCAAGUACGAGCCGCCCUUCCGCGGGCUGCUGGCCAACCUGAAGCUGGGCGAGCGGCCCCCCGCGCUGCUGGGCAGCCAGGGCCUGCGGGGCGCCGCCGCUGACCCGCUGUGCGCCCCCGCGCGCAACCCCUGCGCCAACGGAGGCCUCUGCACCGUGCUGGCCCCUGGCGAGGUGGGCUGUGACUGCAGCCACACGGGCUUCGGCGGCAGGUUUUGCAACGAAGAGGAGCACCCCGUGGAAGGUCCAGCUCACCUGACGUUAAACAGCGAAGUAGGAUCCUUACUGUUCUCCGAGGGGGGGGCCGGGAGAGGAGGAGCCGGCGAGGUGCACCAGCCGACAAAAGGCAAGGAGGAGUUUGUGGCGACCUUCAAAGGCAACGAGUUCUUCUGCUACGACCUGUCGCACAACCCGAUCCAGAGCAGCACGGACGAGAUCACGCUGGCCUUCCGCACGCUGCAGCGCAACGGGCUGAUGCUGCACACGGGCAAGUCGGCCGACUACGUCAACCUCUCCCUCAAGAGCGGCGCCGUCUGGCUGGUCAUCAACCUCGGCUCGGGCGCCUUCGAGGCCCUCGUGGAGCCCGUCAACGGCAAGUUCAACGACAAUGCCUGGCACGACGUCCGGGUCACCCGAAACCUGCGCCAGCACGCAGGGAUUGGACACGCUAUGGUAAACAAACUGCAUUAUCUGGUGACCAUCUCAGUGGACGGGAUCCUGACCACCACGGGCUACACUCAGGAGGACUAUACCAUGCUGGGCUCUGAUGACUUCUUCUACAUCGGGGGCAGCCCCAACACCGCCGACCUCCCCGGCUCGCCCGUGAGCAACAACUUCAUGGGCUGCCUCAAAGACGUGGUCUACAAGAACAAUGACUUCAAGCUGGAACUGUCCCGCCUGGCCAAGGAAGGGGACCCUAAGAUGAAGCUGCAGGGGGACCUGUCAUUCCGCUGUGAGGAUGUGGCUGCCCUGGACCCAGUGACCUUCGAGAGCCCCGAUGCCUUUGUCGCGCUCCCCCGCUGGAGCGCCAAGCGCACGGGCUCCGUCUCCCUGGACUUCCGAACCACGGAGCCCAAUGGGCUCCUGCUCUUCAGCCAGGGCCGGCGGGCGGGGGCCGGCAGCCUGGGCGCCGCCCCGCGGGCCGACUACUUCGCCCUGGAGCUGCUGGACGGGUACCUCUACCUGCUGCUGGACAUGGGCUCUGGGGGCAUCAAGCUGCGGGCGUCCAGCCGCAAGGUCAACGACGGCGAGUGGUGCCACGUGGACUUCCAGCGAGACGGGCGCAAAGGCUCCAUCUCGGUGAACAGCCGCAGCACGCCCUUCUUGGCCAGCGGAGAGAGCGAGAUCCUGGACCUGGACAGCGAGCUGUACCUGGGUGGGCUCCCAGAGGGCGGGCGAGUGGACCUGCCCCUGCCCCCGGAGGUGUGGACGGCGGCGCUGCGGGCUGGCUACGUGGGCUGCGUGCGCGACCUCUUCAUCGAUGGCCGCAGUCGGGACCUCCGGGGCCUGGCCGAGGCGCAGGGCGCGGCGGGCGUGGUCCCCUUCUGCUCCCGGGAGACCCUGAAGCAGUGCGCCUCGGGCCCCUGCCGCAACGGGGGCGCCUGCCGCGAGGGGUGGAACCGCUUCAUCUGCGACUGCGUCGGGACCGGCUUCCUGGGGCGCGUCUGCGAGCGAGAGGCCACGGUCCUGAGCUACGACGGCUCCAUGUACAUGAAGAUCAUGCUGCCCAGCGCCAUGCACACGGAGGCGGAGGACGUGUCCCUGCGCUUCAUGUCCCAGCGGGCCUACGGCCUCAUGAUGGCCACCACCUCCCGGGAGUCCGCCGACACCCUGCGCCUCGAGCUGGACGGCGGCCAGAUGAAGCUGACGGUCAACCUCGACUGCCUGCGCGUCGGCUGCGCACCCAGUAAGGGCCCGGAGACGCUGUUUGCGGGGCACAAGCUGAAUGACAAUGAGUGGCAUACGGCGAGGGUGGUGCGGCGUGGCAAGAGCCUGCAGCUGUCCGUGGACAACGUCACCGUGGAGGGCCAGAUGGCGGGCGCGCACACGCGGCUGGAAUUCCACAACAUCGAGACGGGCAUCAUGACGGAGCGGCGCUUCAUCUCUGUGGUGCCCUCCAAUUUCAUCGGGCACCUGAGCGGCUUGCUCUUCAACGGGCAGCCCUACAUGGACCAGUGCAAGGACGGCGACAUCACCUACUGCGAGCUCAACGCGCGCUUUGGCUUGCGCGCCAUCGUGGCCGACCCGGUCACCUUCAAGAGCCGCAGCAGCUACCUCGCGCUGGCCACGCUGCAAGCCUACGCCUCGAUGCACCUCUUCUUCCAGUUCAAGACCACCGCCCCCGACGGCCUGCUCCUCUUCAACUCCGGCAAUGGCAACGACUUCAUCGUCAUCGAGCUGGUCAAGGGGUACAUCCACUACGUGUUUGACCUGGGGAACGGCCCGUCCCUGAUGAAGGGGAACUCGGACAAGCCAGUGAACGACAACCAGUGGCACAAUGUCGUGGUGUCUCGGGACCCAGGCAACGUGCACACGCUCAAGAUCGACUCGCGCACGGUCACGCAGCACUCCAACGGCGCACGCAACCUGGAUCUCAAAGGCGAGUUGUACAUUGGCGGUCUGAGCAAGAACAUGUUCAGCAACCUGCCCAAGUUGGUGGCCUCCCGGGAUGGCUUUCAGGGCUGCCUGGCCUCCGUGGACCUCAACGGGCGCCUCCCCGACCUCCUGGCCGACGCCCUGCACCGCAUUGGGCAGGUGGAGCGGGGCUGUGAUGGCCCCAGCACCACCUGUACCGAGGAGUCCUGCGCCAAUCAGGGCGUCUGCCUGCAGCAAUGGGAUGGCUUCACCUGUGACUGCACCAUGACUUCCUAUGGCGGCCCUGUCUGCAACGACCCUGGAACCACGUACAUCUUUGGGAAGGGGGGUGCGCUCAUCACCUACACGUGGCCCCCCAAUGACCGGCCCAGCACCAGGAUGGACCGCCUGGCCGUGGGCUUCAGCACGCACCAGCGGAGCGCUGUGCUUGUGCGCGUGGACAGCGCCUCCGGCCUUGGAGACUACCUGCAGCUGCACAUUGACCAGGGCACCGUGGGGGUGAUCUUUAACGUGGGCACGGACGACAUUACCAUUGACGAGCCCAACGCUAUCGUGAGCGACGGCAAAUACCACGUGGUGCGUUUCACCCGGAGCGGCGGCAACGCCACGCUGCAGGUGGACAGCUGGCCGGUCAAUGAGCGGUACCCUGCAGGAAACUUUGAUAACGAACGCCUGGCGAUUGCUAGACAAAGAAUCCCCUACCGGCUCGGUCGAGUAGUUGAUGAGUGGCUGCUCGACAAAGGCCGCCAGCUGACCAUCUUCAACAGCCAGGCUGCCAUCAAGAUUGGGGGCCGAGACCAGGGCCGCCCCUUCCAGGGCCAGGUGUCCGGCCUCUAUUACAACGGCCUCAAGGUGCUGGCCCUGGCCGCUGAGAGUGACCCCAACGUGCGGACAGAGGGCCACCUGCGCCUGGUGGGGGAGGGGCCAUCCGUGCUGCUCAGUGCGGAGACCACGGCCACCACCCUGCUGGCCGACAUGGCCACCACCAUCAUGGAGACCACCACCACCAUGGCCACGACCACCACGCGCCGGGGCCGCUCACCCACGCUGAGGGACAGCACCACCCAGGAGCUGGGAGUCUCCUUCGGGGAGUGCAGCGCUAUCCUGGGACACAACAUCCUGGAGCCUGUGGUGAACCUGGCCCGGUGA